Molecule: messenger RNA, 651 nt
Organism: Xylona heveae TC161
Lineage: Eukaryota; Fungi; Ascomycota; Xylonomycetes; Xylonales; Xylonaceae
Product: HAD-superfamily phosphatase
Exons: 3
Coding region: 1-651 (216 amino acids)
Biological process (GO): cardiolipin biosynthetic process
Cellular component (GO): mitochondrion
Molecular function (GO): phosphatidylglycerophosphatase activity
Source: RefSeq, a predicted model, not a curated record
AUGUUAAACCUCUCCGCGACUCUCUCCGUAUUCAAAUUAUUCUUUAAUCCGUCACUAUGUCUGCCGCACAGCACCGUGUCGAAUUUCAGCCAGCUACCCAUUCCGCUCUCUCGCGCUUUUAUUCGCAACGAAAAGGCAAAGGAGCCAGAUAUUCGUGCAGUCGUCCUGGACAAGGACGAUUGCUUUGCGAUUCCACACCACAAUGAGAUAUACAAAGACUACGAGUCCACCUUCCGCCUCCUCCGGGAAACUUAUCCCGGCCGCAAGCUCCUCAUUGUAAGCAAUUCCGCAGGCACCACGACAGAAGAUCCGUCUGGGCGAGAAGCCAGUAUUCUCGAAGCAGCUACAGACGUGCCUGUAUUACGGCACUCGACCAAAAAACCCGGCUGCGGCGCACAAAUCAUGUCCUAUUUCCAACAACACAGCGCCGAAACAGGCGUGACGCAUCCAUCGCAGAUUGCGAUUGUCGGGGACCGAUUGCUUACAGAUGUCAUGAUGGCGAAUGAUAUGGGCGCAUGGGGCGUGUGGAUCAAAGAUGGCGUUGUCCCGGAGGAUAAGAAGAGCGUGUUUUCAAAAUUCGAAAAGAAGCUCCACGGAUACCUCACUCGGAGAGGCUACGCGCCGCCUACGCCGCAGAGUCCGUUUGAAUAG